UCGCGAGGUCUGACCCGGCUGAGGCCUGGAAAUGCAGAUUGUCCGUAGUGGCGUCCCCGUCACGUCGAUCCAUUUUUCUGCCUUCGUGACCCGCCCGCCCGCGCCACUAACCUCAAUGGCGUCAAGUCUGUGGGGAGCAAUUUGAAUUUAUCUUCCUUUUCUUUACUGACUUUGAAAUGAUGUAUGAAAUAAAUGUUAUUUUUCCUCGAACUUUUCACUUCUUUUCAAAUUUACUCUACAUGUUCGCCAAAUCACAAUGCACCUACUGCCAAGAAGACGUAACAGGACUACGUGUAAAAUGCGUCGAGUGCACUGAUUUUGAAAUAUGCCUUCAGUGUUUUGCAGCAGGUGCUGAAAUUGGACCACAUAAAAAUAAUCACCCUUAUCAAUUUAAAGACUCAGGAUCUGUCGGACUUAGUUUUGGUAAAAGUGGUUGGACAGCUAAAGAAGAACAGCACCUUCUUGAUGCUAUUGAGCAGUAUGGGUUUGGAAACUGGGAAGAUAUUAGUCGUCACAUUGAAACCAGAACUCCUGAAGAAGCUAGAGAGGAGUACAUUUCUCGCUAUUUAGAGGGUAAUGUUGGCAAAGCUACAUGGACUUCAGCUGCCAGCUCGCGCCCUCUUUUAGCAGAAGUCUCACUCCCUGAUGAAGGUCCGCUUGCUCCUGAACAAAUUAACAAGUUACCACCAUUGGACAUUACUGCUGAAGAAUGUGUUCAGUUGGGCUACAUGCCUCUCAGGGAUGAUUAUGAAAAGGAGUAUGACAAUGAUGCUGAAUCACUUGCUUCCCCACUAUCAAUUCACCCCACAGAAGAUGAUGAACUUGACAUAGCACUGAAACUUGCUCAAGUGGAUAUGUAUACUAGACGACUAAGAGAAAGGGCUAGACGCAAAAGAGUUGGCAGAGAUUACCAGCUUGUGGCAAAUUUCUUCCAGCCUACUACUCGCAAAGAGCGUCCUAUUGUGAAAAAGAAGCUGACCCGAGAGGAGAGGGAGUUCCAAGAGCACAUGCGUGUUUUAACACAAUUUCAUUCAUCUCAAGAACAUGAGCAGUUCUUGUCAGGCAUUCGACGCCAGCGUGAGCUUGAAGUUCGAAUUAAUGAGUUGAUGAGAUACCGUCGCCAUGGAAUUACUACAGUUGAGGAAUGUCAUCAUUUUGAACAGCUCAGACAAGAAGCCAGGGAUAAGCGCAGGAACUCGGACAGCUGCAAUGUGUCCCUCUCUCCUCUGUCAGCGCAGUCAAAAAGAAGAGAAAAAGGCGGCUCAUACUCAAUCAUAAAAAAAUCAACAUCUACGGGAAACGAUCGCUGCUUGUUUCCCGUGAGUCCAGAUAGCGGUGCCGAGGGUGGCGGGGACGCUGACGGCGACGACACCAUGGCAGGGGACACUCCUCAGGACGUCGCGGCCCUCCCCGGCUACCCUUUGCUUUCCAAAGAUGAGGCUAAGCUAUGUUCAUCAUUAAAUAUUACACCUAAUCAAUAUUAUGGCGCUAAAUACUCUCUUCUCGAGAUGCAUGUCAACAAGGGUAGCAAGAGAGAAAAUGGACCAACUCUAUCUCAAACGUGUACUUUGGAUGGGGAGCCAUUGAAGCAUAUAUUUAAUUACAUGGUAGAAAGUGGGUGGAUAAGUGCAGGCUAGUUUACUUUCUCUCACUCUCUCUCUUCUUGCUUCCUUUCGGCAAUAUUUCACUGCCUAAAUUUAGCAAGUGGAGAGAAAGUGUUCCAAUCAAGAAUGUUUGUAUGCAUUUUUAAAAAUAUUGUGAUCAAGCUUUCAAGCACUUAAGUAUCAGGGUCUGAUCUGUACAUUGUAACAUCCUUCAUAGUUUUUCCUCUCCCACGUUUGGUUAAAUCAACUAUAGCCUUAUUAAUUUAUGGGAUUUUGUGCUUUUAGAUCUAUUCUCCUAAUCACACAUGAUACUUGUGUCUUAUUUAUCAAGGUCUGUUGUGUUGUUAAUGGGUAGUUAGUACCCACCGCUUUCUGUUAUUGAAUUUGUUAAUAGAAUACCAAGAUUUCUAUGAAGGAAAUUGGGUGAUAGGCUUUUUGGCUGCAAUGGCAGAAUUUUUUUUUAAUUGUUUAGAGCAUUUUAGUAAAAAAGCGCGUACCUGAGCACUCACAUAAAUACCAUGUAAUGCCCUCAUGAUAUCCUUAUUGUAGCGUCAUACCCUGCACAAAGAUAUAUCUGAUUGAGUGUGUUUAUAGAGUGAAUUUUAAAGUAAAGAAAUAUCAACUUUAGUCAUUCUUUUUAAUUAAUAUAAUAUAUUUAAUGUUGUAAUUGAUUUAAGGAAACUUACUUUCCUUGCAACUGUCAAGAGACUUUAUCCUGAUAUAAAUUUUCUGGAAAAUGCCAAUUGAAAACUUUAUACAGGAAAGAAAAAAAUUUGUGUGGAAGGGCAAUAUGAGACUUUAUUCUGCAGAAACGAAAUGAUUGAAACUGUGUUCAUAAACUUUUUUUGUACCAAA
Thrips palmi is the source of this 2459-nucleotide messenger RNA. It is a transcript of the gene Ada2b, whose product is annotated as transcriptional adapter 2-beta. Lineage: Eukaryota; Metazoa; Arthropoda; Insecta; Thysanoptera; Thripidae. Gene Ontology annotation, cellular component: SAGA-type complex; nucleus. Gene Ontology annotation, biological process: regulation of transcription by RNA polymerase II; chromatin remodeling. The record is from RefSeq and is a predicted model, not a curated record. Gene Ontology annotation, molecular function: transcription coactivator activity; chromatin binding; zinc ion binding. The coding region runs from base 177 to 1637 and encodes 486 amino acids. The transcript is spliced from 12 exons.